CAAAAUGGUUUGAUAUUACGUUGUAAAGGUGUGGUGUUUUGUGACGCUCUUGUGUCACAGAUUUACAUAAUCUUUCAUCUUGAUUGUUGACUCUACGCGUCGCAGAUCGUGCUUUGACGCGCAACGUGGAUUUGCGUCAUUUUAAAGAUUUCGUUUCCGAAGAGCUUUGUGUCACAUUCCAUCGUCGUGGCGACACAAUUAGCAAUUGCGUGUGGAGCAUCACGCAAAUAACAGUAUGGGUGUGUAGGACCGAACAUUUCCUCCAACCCCGACCGUAAUAUUUCUGGAAGCAAAAAGCAUCCUCAACCCGCUGUGGGUCUGCUGUAGCUAGGGGCCAUCAAUGAGAUUCUUCAGGCUUACCUUCAAGUGCUUCGUCGACGGCUUUUGAGUCUCCUCCAGCCUGCGGACACAACCCACCUGUUCCGAACACUUGCUUCUUAUAUUUUACCGCGAUUGCCUGAGCUCUCGUGUCACAUCAUAUCAGGAACUGCGGGCAUUUAUUUGAAGCGUUCCAAAAAACAAAGUGACAGCAGGCAUAAAAAAUAUACAAGGUGGAAGCUAACUGAAAAAUGGAAGCAGGAGACCUCUCUGAAGGAGACGGUGGGGCGUCUUUUAACCCCCUGAUGCCUGUGUUUGAAGUAAGCCCAGGCUGUGGUGAAGGUGAAAGAGUAGGACCAGUGCCAGUGGACAUGCAUAAAGUCGCUGCAGGUUCAGGGGAGAAAGAGAGAGAAACAUGGACCAGACAAAUGGACUUUAUCAUGUCCUGUGUGGGUUUUGCUGUAGGCUUGGGCAAUGUGUGGCGCUUUCCUUACCUUUGCUACAAGAACGGAGGAGGUGUGUUCCUUAUCCCCUACUUGCUGGUAGUGUUCAUUGGGGGCAUCCCUGUCUUCUUCCUGGAAAUUGCCUUGGGACAAUUCAUGAAGCAGGGAGGGCUUGCCGCCUGGAACAUUGCGCCUCUUUUCCAAGGUUUGGGCUUGGCCUCAAUGGUAAUAGUGUUCUUCUGCAACACUUACUACAUCAUGGUUCUCGUGUGGGGUCUCUACUUUCUCUACCACUCUUUCACCACCACUCUUCCGUGGGCUACCUGCGGAAACUCUUGGAACACCCCUAAAUGUACACUCAACUUCAGUCGAAUCUGCAUCAACGACAGCGCUGCCUCAUUAAACGUGUUGUCAAACAUGUCAUCCAUUAACAAAGACUGCAUGACGAGAGAAAUGCGCUCCCCAGUCAUCGAGUUUUGGGAGCAUAAAGUUCUCCAUUUGUCAAGUGGGCUUCAUGAGCCUGGUAAAGUCAACUAUGAGGUAGCACUGUGCCUCAUUUUCACCUGGAUCAUUGUUUACUUCUGCAUAUGGAAAGGGGUCAAAACCACAGGGAAGGUCGUAUAUUUUACAGCUCUGUUUCCAUAUGUGGUUCUGUCUAUUCUUUUGGUACAUGGUGUCACCCUUCCAGGAGCAAUAAAUGGAAUAGAGUACUACCUGAAACCAGACUGGUCCAAACUAAAAGAAGCACAGGUGUGGGUGGACGCUGCUACCCAGAUUUUCUUCUCCUAUGCCAUCGGAUUGGGUGCACUGACUGCACUGGGCAGCUACAACCGCUUCCAUUACAACUGUUACAAAGAUGCAUUUGUGCUGGCGGUCGUUAACAGUGGAACCAGCUUCUUUGCAGGAUUUGUUGUGUUCUCUGUGUUGGGCUUCAUGGCUUCAGAGCAAGGUGUGGACAUUAGUAAUGUAGCGGAAAGUGGACCUGGCCUUGCAUUCAUAGCCUAUCCCAAGGCUGUGACUUUGAUGCCUUUUGCACCAUUCUGGGCUGCACUCUUCUUUUUUAUGUUGCUGAUUUUGGGUUUGGACAGCCAGUUUGUUGGCGUAGAGGGUUUACUAACCGCACUCAUGGACAUGAUUCCUCAAGAAUUUUCCACACGAUACCUGCGGCGAGAGGUGGUAGCAGCCAUCUGCUGUGGCAUCUGCCUACUUAUUGAUGUAUCCAUGAUCACUGAGGGAGGGAUGUAUGUGUUCCAGCUGUUUGACUACUACUCUGCCAGUGGUAUCACUCUGCUCUGGCAGUCUUUCUGGGAGUGUGUGGUGAUUGGUUGGGUUUAUGGAGCGGACCGUUUCAUGGGUGAUGUAGCUCGCAUGAUUGGCUAUAAACCCCUGCCCUAUAUGAAGUGGUGCUGGUCCUACAUCACACCCCUUAUCUGCCUGGGAGUGUUUCUAUUCCAUGUGAUAAACUACACACCACUAACAUACAACAAUGUGUACACAUACCCAUUGUGGGGAGAAAUGUUUGGCUGGGCAUUGGCCCUUUCCUCAAUGCUGUGUAUCCCAUUCACUGCUAUCUACAAGCUGCUUCGCUCUCACGGAUCAUUGCGGGAGCGGUGGACGCGCCUCAUAUCCCCAAGAUGGGGCAGGCAUCACCUGGAGCUAUUUCUUGCCGAGAACGAGGCCGUACUGCUACCGACAGAAUGCGAGAGUGUUCAUCUCUCUGAAGGUGCAUCUGAAAGAGCUGAGCACCAAGCCCAUGCUGUCCUUUGAUACCAGUUACUCCCAAAUAAUGACCUACUAACAUCAUACUCUUUAUCACUUAAUAUUAUCUUAACUGUACACAUCAGUUCCAUUUUCAAAUGUGAAUAAAAAUUAAGAAAAAAAUACACUCGUACAAGACUUUAUGUUUUUUAUGUAUGCAAACCUCGCAACUCACUAGGUGAGAGUCGAUUUAAUGAAUAGUAGUUUAUUGCAGCACCAAGAGCAGUUUUUCCCCUUGCUAAAUAACAUGAUUACUUUAUUGUUUCAUAUGAGUAGCUGGUACGUACAAGCGAACAUUUAUGACAAGGACAAAUAUUUGAAGCUUACACUAACAAAUGUGUAUAUUGUGUCUUUAAUCAGCCAAGUGCAGGAGUUAUUUAAUAGAUCUUUUAUUUGAACGAGUUUGGUUUUGUCUUAUUGUGUAGUUAUAACUAUGUGUUUGGAAACUUGACACCAUACAUAAGCGACCCCUUGAGAAUGUUUCCAAUCAAAUCUAAUCUUUAUAAAAACCUGAGGGGUCCUCAAAGUGCUUUACAACAAAGCAAAAUACAGUUGCAGAUGUUACUUUUAGGACCUCGCCUAGGUCUACAACACACCAGUAGGCUAUGAUGUACAGUAGGCACUAGUUAGACUGUCAUGGAAAGCUUUCUGAGGAUAACUGCAUUUGGAUUCAGGGGUUAUUUUGGAUCAAAUCGGGGAAUGAGAAUAACGACAUAAGGUUAGCAAUUCAUUUGUGGAUUUUGGAAUUGUUAAUAGCUGUCAUUCCUACAAGGAGCCUGAAAGAAUGGCACAACUGACAGAUAGUUAUUGACAGCCAUUACUGAAAAUGAAUUGUAGUGAGCAGCAAAAUACAGGUUUAAAUUUGUCAAUAUUGUAUACAUCUAUUGACACUGUGGAUGAAUAAAAUAAGUGGGAAAAUAUUGAUAGUUACAGUAUCCCUGAGUAAAAUAUGGAUAGCUACAGUAUCCCUGAAGUGCAACGGCAAAUCAAAAAAACACGCCGGCAAAUUCAAAAACACAUCGGUAAAUCAAAAAACAACAGCAAAUUAAAAAUUACGGCCAAUCACAUAACAAAAAAACCCCACAACAAAUCAGAAAACAGCAAAUUAAUAAAACAAAUCACAACACAAUCAAAAAACAUUUAGGAACCAGAAAACGUAGGUACCAGUGAAAAAACUCAUUGCUGAUUGAACAAAUCGACGGGAAAUAGUGCACUCAUCGCUGAUUGGACAAAGCCACUAGACAUUGUACACUCAUUGUUGAAAAGACAAAAAAGACUUGACAGCAGGGAUGUGCCAAGUGGCAAUACAUUAUACUUCAAAAGCUCAGUUAUGUUUGUGUUUUUUUGCCAGUAAGUCCAGCCAAAAGUACAGUAUGUGCUAACGAUCUCUACCUCCCUGCAGUGUUUUUUGAUUUGUCAAUGUGUUAUUUGAAUUUUUUGUUAUGUAAUUUGCCAUUUUAUGUCGUGAUUUUGAAUUUGCUGUUCUUUGAUUUGCCGGAGUUUUGCACUUAAGAGCCACCAUAGAGAUAGCUGAUGUAUAUGGAGUAUUUUUAAUGUACUAACACGGGGGUCGGGAACUGUAUGUGGCUGAGAGAGUCAUGAACACCACAUAUUUUUAAAAUACAAGUAAUGUGUGCAUUUAAUGUAAUUUCAACCAUUUUAAAGUUAAUCUAAAUCUGUGAAUUCUUUUAAAUAAACGUUGUUAUGCUGUUGC
Corythoichthys intestinalis (scribbled pipefish) is the source of this 4233-nucleotide messenger RNA. Its product is annotated as sodium- and chloride-dependent creatine transporter 1-like. Gene Ontology annotation, cellular component: plasma membrane. Gene Ontology annotation, molecular function: gamma-aminobutyric acid:sodium:chloride symporter activity. Lineage: Eukaryota; Metazoa; Chordata; Actinopteri; Syngnathiformes; Syngnathidae. The transcript is spliced from 14 exons. Gene Ontology annotation, biological process: sodium ion transmembrane transport. The coding region runs from base 570 to 2528 and encodes 652 amino acids. The record is from RefSeq and is a predicted model, not a curated record.